AUGCCCUUCUUCCGCUUCCGGCGGAAGAAGCCUGUGGAGGCGCCGAUGGAGCCGACGCUCGAGGUACAGGAGCUCAUCGCCAUCGAGGCCGAGACGUCGACGCUCCUCCAAGCGGUGGCGACACCGUCGCCGACCAAGAAGCGUCCGCGAAAGGUCGUUGGCCGCGUGACCAUCGAGGUCUUGGACAGCGUACCGCCGACGCCCUCGAGCGACGAGCCCGCCGACAUACCAGUGGCCGACGCUGCGCCAGCAAUCGCGCCGGCGCUGCCACCCAUGAACGACGACGCACUGCAGUUUACCGAUGAAGAAGCCCGCGUGCGCCGCCGCCUCGACACAUUCGUGCCUGCGUUCGUACCGGCCAAGGACGCGGUCGAGAACCAGCUCGCGCAGUUGCAGCACGAGAAGGAUCGGCUUCAGAAACGGAUGUCGCCCGUGCAUCCUCGCGCCCCCGAGAUGGAGUUUGAUAUCCUCCUUCCGCCGAGCGAGAAGGAUGCAACGGAUGCUGCAGCCACACAAAUCCAGGCAGUGGCGAGGGGGUUCGUCGCGCGACGUGCCACCCGGCGAACCUGCGCGCUCCAGGAAGCCGCCAAGUGGCGGCAAGUGCACGAUCCAGAGCGCGGCGAGACGUGGUACUACAACAGCGCCACGGGGCAGAGUCAGUGGGCACCGCCGACGGCGGCACUCAGUCCUCCUCGCCCGACCAGUCCGCAGCAGCGCCCGUCGUCGGGACAUCGCACGACGCUGCCGCCGCUCUCUCCUCGCCAAAGCAAUCUCUCGAUAGCAACGCAUCCCGUCUCGCCGCUGGUCUCGUCGCCCGUGCUUCCAUCGCUCGGGAGGGAGCCGUUUGUGCUGCAAGACGUGGAUCCCAACGGCGACUGCGCGAGCGAUGCCAGCUUCGCCGACGCCACUGCCGACUGGAUGGACAACGACGCGCUCUUCCUCGCCGACGGCUCCAAGAACGCCAAGCUCCGAGACACGAUCCGCGGCGCGCUCAAAGUGUCGCGCUUCGACUCGGUCUCGGCGCUCUUGACGCACAACGUGACGUUCAACGCGCCCAAGCCCAAGGCGCGCGGCCACCGAGAAAUUGCGCUAGGGCGAAAACCCGAGCAAUUUAUGGUGGCCGUCGUCGCCAAGAAGCCAAGCGCCAAGAGCAAGAAGGCACCGGCGCGGCUUCCAACCCCGGUGCGCAUCCGCGACGUCGCCGACCCGGGGUUCCUCGAGGCAUCCCAGAGCAACAACAACAACGAGACGAUCGCGAGCGACGAUGCGCCCAAGCCCACGCAGUGCUUUGCGUGCUGGAGUGCCAUCAAAGGGUGCAAGUGCGAAGCCCACACGGUCGGGCCCGCGCGCAUCAAGCAUGCGUCCGAGAGCGCGCUCCUCUGUUCCAACUGGGAGGUCGACCAGCUUCGGCGCAAGUACCGGGCCGAAGAGAUCCAAGAAGUGUUUCUGAAAGCCAACAGCUCGCUGCGCUACGACAAGGUGCGUAAAUCGUAUGUGACCGUCAUCGAGUGCCGCCAUCCGAUCUACCGCGCGAUCGACGCGGCCACCACGACCUUGAACAAGACCAUGCGCCGCAAGCUCCACGUCCGCGCGUGGUUUCGGUCUUUCCUCGAGCACCUCCGGCUCGGGCGCGUCAAGAAGGCGGGGGACGCGCCGUCGAUACUCAAGGUCCGAGAGACGCUGCGCAACGCCAAGUGGUGUACUGACUACGCGUCAAGUGUCCGGAGCUUCCAGCCGAUGCCGCCCGUGACCAAGCAGCGGUUCACCGACGCGCCGAUCGACGGUGUCAUUGUCGUACCGCCGAAUACACCGGCGCUCAAGCACUGGGUCCUCAAGACGGAGGUCCCUCGACCCAUCGUGCUCUACCAGCCACGGAAAUACGAGCUCUUGCCGCGGCGCUGCAUUCCAAUGCCCACGCCAUCCUUCUUGGACCAGAUCCCAUUGCCGGUGAGCAACACGUACAUUGACGGACUCUCUAAAGUGAGCUGGCUCGAGCGCGUGAGUGCGCGCAUCUCACUCGCAGCCAUGUACCGCGGCAUCAUGCAAGUGAAAGCGUGCACGCCACCGAGAGGCUUUGACCUGCCGCGGCGCACGCGGAUUACGCCACCCACGACCGUGCUCUUUGCCUCGUUUGGGCGCAAGCCGACGCCUGGCAACUUGGCGGUCGGUGGGUUGGUGGCCGAGAUGCUCAUCUACAUGGUUGUCACGACUUUUGUGCCGCCCCAGUUUGGCAACUUCAACGUGACGGACCGCCGGGCCAUUUGCCCGCCGCUGACGCUCGACCACAGCGCGAUCCGCCGGCCACCAACGAUUCUCUUGGUGAUCCAAGGCGAAGGCCACGCCAUGUGCAUCAACCGGCCCGAGCAAACCGGCGAGGACGCGUGCUACGGCUUCAUCACGAUGCUCGAGAGGCCGGGGCUCAAGAUGCCCGACGAGACAAAGCCGGCGGCCUUCUUGCCCCAUGAGACGGUCCUGACGUUCAACGUGCCGACAGCGAAUGCGACAGUGACGACACGCGCAGACCGCUACUAUCCGUUUUGUGAGCCAACAACGCGCGAAAGCACCAUUAUUGCGUUCAUGCACCUCCUCUGGCUCGGCAAGUCGAGCCGCAACCAGACACAGUGCUUUACGACCCUCGGGUCGCAAGAUCCGGGUGACUUUAUGAAAAACUGCAAUGUCGACGGCGCCAUGGGGGCCUACACCCCGAUGGUCUAUCGCAGUUGGGCGUACAUGCAGACGAGUCCAUUCGAAGAGUUUGUGACCGAUGACGGCAUUGCCUACUGGUAUGAAAAGGCGACUGGUCGCACGUACUGGACGCGCCCCGUGCUCGAGAUUGAGAAGCACCGAGGACCCGACGGCGACAUUGAAGGCGAUGUGCAGGACGGGGUCGGCGAGAAAGCGACGACCGGCGUCGGUGGCGCGGACGCCCGCUACACCCAAAAAGAAAUGCGCUCGUACAUGACCAAGACGAUGGAGAGCGUUGAAGACCGCGCGACGCGAUUAAAAGCGGUUGACCGCAGCGCGAAGACCACCUCGAUCAUCAAGCCUUCGUUUCACGAAGAAGCAGAGGCCUUGGCAACACGCCCGUCCCGCCCAUCGCCAACCAAAGUGGCCGUGCCAAAGCUGUCCUUCCAGAUUGAAAGGCCUGUGGUCAGCCACAGCAAGGGCCCAACGCCGACCACCAAGCCGACGCCCCAGUUGAAGAGCUCAUCAAAACCGGCGACCAGUAAGCGACUCGUGGCGCCGAAUACGCAAAAGCUCAUCGAGUCGCUGACAUCGGCGCUCGGCGCGUCCAUGGCAACGUCGAGCAUGAGCCCGAACGACGUCUUGCAGCUCGGCAUCGGGUUGGGCAUGGGUCUCGGGCUUCGGGAUCCCGAGGUGCUGCUGGAGGACGAUGUGGCGAGCCAUGAAGCCAUCUCGGAUCGCCAUGACGACGAAGCGGCCGCGACAGACGAAGAGGUACCAACGGCGCGCUCGCUCGCGACAACACGUACGGAAAUGAGUGUCCUCCCCGAUGCGACGCCCGACGAGAUCGACGUCGCUGUCACCAAGGCACCGAUUCCAUUUGGGACCACGUUCCUGACGCAUGCGACGCCAGGCGAAGGCGAGUCGUGGGUCAACAAGCCUCUCGACUUUAGCGCCGAGAGUCAAACAGCCGUCGACGGCUUCCACGGCGCCGUGCAUCGCAGUGUGGCCAAGCUGCCCAAGAACUUUGUCGCGUGUGCCAACUCGACAAAGACGGUCAAGGCCGAGACCAACUACCUCCCCGCCAGCAUCAACAAGAACCAGCCACGUUGCGUGGGCCUUGUUCGGCCUCGGACCGCCGCCGACGAGUGGCUCGUCGUUGGUUACGAUCCCUGGGUGGCAGGGAAGGAGCUCUUCAACCUCGAAUUCGUCAAGGCACUGGCGAUCGAGGACGAAGACGCACCGGCGGCACCGCUCGUCGCCGCCGCGUUCAUCGACAAAGAGAGUCAUGCAGCGCAACAAGAGUUCGUGUCGCAGGCGGCGAAGGAAGCCAUGGAGCUCGAGCACGUUAUGAGUUUGGCGCGCCACGGCAAGUACGCCGAAGUGGAAAACCUGCUCAACCAGCCCGACUGGUCGCUCUCGAUCGACAUGAAAGACAAUGCGGGCAACACGCUGCUCUCGAUCGCGUGUCAAAACAACAACAAGCGCAUCGCAAAGCUCUGCUUGCGGAAAGGCGCCGACCUCAACACCCAAAACCUCAACGGGCAAUCGCUAUUGCACUACUGCCAUGCGUACGGCUUCCACGACCUCAUGGAGUACCUCAUGGAGAAGGGCGCCCGCGACGACCUUGUCAACAAGGACGGCCUCACGUGCUACGAAGGGCUCGACGCAGACACUGUCGAGAAACUCUAAAAGACUCUUUAAACAAGC
This is a messenger RNA of Saprolegnia parasitica CBS 223.65, 4395 nucleotides long. RefSeq lists its product as hypothetical. The coding region runs from base 1 to 4377 and encodes 1458 amino acids. The record is from RefSeq and is a predicted model, not a curated record. Gene Ontology annotation, molecular function: fatty-acyl-CoA binding; protein binding. The transcript has 12 exons. Lineage: Eukaryota; Oomycota; Saprolegniomycetes; Saprolegniales; Saprolegniaceae.